Molecule: messenger RNA, 1352 nt
Organism: Cyprinodon tularosa
Lineage: Eukaryota; Metazoa; Chordata; Actinopteri; Cyprinodontiformes; Cyprinodontidae
Gene: zswim2
Product: zinc finger, SWIM-type containing 2
Exons: 9
Molecular function (GO): ubiquitin protein ligase activity
Source: RefSeq, a predicted model, not a curated record
AUGUCCAUCAGGACUACAGCCAGGGAGGCAGUGAGGUCCUAUCAGGACCAAGCCCUCAUUGCCACCAUCUUUCUGCUGCGGUCCUAUGGCCCGGCUGCGUUUCUUCUCCAAGAGGAGGUAGAGGGAAGAAACUUUAAGGUGUGCCUGGGCGAGCAGCAUUCAUGCACCUAUCCCACCUUCAGCAAGAAGCGGGAAAUGUGUAAACACAUCUGCUGGCUUUUACUGAAGAAAUUCAGGCUACCCAGAGAGCAUAUGCAUUUAAACCCGGAUUGCCAGAACCUUCCAGAUCAGAAGGUUGGAAGCGUCUGCCGGAAAGUGAUUCAGGCCUAGGAUGUGUGUCCGAUCUGUCAGGAGGGGCUUCUGCAGAAAAAACAGCCGGUGUCGCACUGCAGGUUCGGCUGUGGUAACUGCAUCCACAUCUCCUGCAUGAAGGUGUGGGCCGACCACCAAAGGCUGGCAGACAGUAAGGAGAUAGUGAAGUGCCCCAUGUGUAGGGGAAACUUCAGCUCCCUGCAGCUGCUUCAGGAGCAAAGCAAGAAUGCAGCCAAGCUCUUUACUGCAGCUGAAAGAGAGAAUCUAGAUAAACACCUGGGAGCGGUGUGCUUCAGCUGCAGAGGCUGCCCCAUCACUGGAGCCUGUUUCAGAUGCACCAUCUGCAGUUUUUUGUAUCUCUGCGAGAACUGCGUAAAGAAUGGCUGCCACUCACAACAUCCACUUGCCUCAAUAACGACCAGAAAGGAAAAGUGGAUUCUUGUGGAUGCAGCCUCCUCUGAAAAUCCCAAACCACAAGAUGAAAGCACUGUUGCAGAGGCCUUUUCAGCUGAAAUGUUGAAGCGACUGCCAGUAGUGAAAGUGAGGUCAGGCUCUCAGCUGCUGAAUGAAGGGCUGCAGUGUCGGAUCUGCCUGCAGGGGUUUAUCCAGGGUCAAAAGGUCCGAACUCUGCCCUGUAAACACAAGUUUCACGUGAACUGUGUCGACCAGAUCCUUCUGAGGUCGAACUCCUGUCCUUUGGAUGGAUUCAUCAUUUUCAGUGGGGGAAGAAUCAAGAGAAACACGUCUUCUAAGUUCCUCUGCGCUAAGCAGAAGUAAAAUGACUUUAAGGACCUGGUCAUCCCUGGGAUAUCAUUGCUGACUCAAAGUGCUAAACCCUCUCCUGCAUGUGGAGCUCUUAAAGCGGAUGUUCUAAUGGAUACCUCAUCUUUUAGUGGUCUUGGACAGAAAGAGACAAGCGACGACAUGGUUGCAAAGCAAACAAAUGUGCAUCUCAAAGACAAGGAAAAGGCUGCUAUUAGAGAGAGAACAUCAGCCGAUAUGGAGCUGAGGAUGACUGGAGUUUCAAUAAAAACCAAGCA